Molecule: messenger RNA, 711 nt
Organism: Ilex paraguariensis (yerba mate)
Lineage: Eukaryota; Viridiplantae; Streptophyta; Magnoliopsida; Aquifoliales; Aquifoliaceae
Source: the annotation of a GenBank genome assembly
AUGACAAAAAGAUAUGCAAUUUUGCGGAAGAAACUGCGGGAACUUGAAUCUGAACUAGUUCAAGUGUUCGCCCUUCCUACGGAGACACCAUGCCACCAACUUCUCUCUGAGGGUAUCGAGCAAAGAUUUCUGUUUCUAACCAAUCUUUUGUCAGCAGAGGUUGCUUCGAACCCAUCAAAGCCUCACCACCUGCGCCACAUUGCCCAGAGACUCAUUGAACUGGAGACCGCUUUUCGCAACUGGGACAAUUACACGACUUUGGUGGUUCAUAAUUUCGAUACAGCUUCUACCUGUUCUUGCAGUCAAUCAUGUCUCAAUGAUGAUGGGGAGGUUUUGCCUGGCCCUGGUUCUCCUGUUUAUGAUGCCCCAAAAACAUACUAUGAAGCAGUGGCAGAAGAAAAGGUGCCGGCAGAGGAGAUGGUUAAGCUGGAGUCUGAGAGGGAGGUCAAGGAAGAGGAAGGGAGUGAUUGGGUUUGGAGGUAUUGUUGGGUGAUGAGUACUGGGGUGAUGCUUGGAGCAGUUUGUAUGGGCAAUGCUAUGGUUUAUGGAAAAUUUGAAGAGUUACAUGGGCAAAGCUUGAACUACAUCAUAUUUCUUCUUUCUGUAUGUAAAGCAAAGGUUAUGAUUGAGCUUGGCUCCCAUGAUGCACGACUAACAAUCCCCAAAAUGGUCAAUGGUGUCUCCUAUGUGGAAAUUAAUGUGCACUUGUGA